Messenger RNA from Physella acuta, 3081 nucleotides. RefSeq lists its product as uncharacterized. The record is from RefSeq and is a predicted model, not a curated record. NCBI's taxonomy places the organism in Eukaryota, Metazoa, Mollusca, Gastropoda, Physidae.
UAGUAUCGCUGCUAGUAUAGAUAGCCCAGACUUAUGAUUUAAGUAAGUGGUAGAGUGAUAGCCCAAACAGUCGGAUAUAUAGUAUAUACAUGAGACAAAUCGCCGAUCUUAGUAGGUAUUUUAUAGUCUAGGCAUCUUAUAGCAUACCGCUUCGUCCGUUAUCAAGAUAAAGGCUGUCGUGGAGUUUUCAAACUAUUCAAACGUUGGAAGUGGAUGAUUAUGGAUAUAUCCAAAACCGGAAGUAUUGUUCUACCAAGUGGAUUAUCUCAUAUUCGUAUUGUGUGUUCGUGUGUGAGUGUUGAUCCAGUGUGUUGAUACAGCGUGUUGAUACGCGUGUUGAUAAGUGUGUAGAUUUUGCCGACACAGUGUCACGUGCCCGUUGAAACAAUUAUUCAAAAUGGCGAUUCAUAGCGAGAAACCUUCCAACGGAUUUGCGUCAGUGUUACUAUUUAUAGUAACGGUUGUGAUCCUGGAUAUAACGAUGGCAAAUAAAAAAGGCCUGUACUUCCAGUAUAUCGGGAACGAGGCGAACAUUCUAAAACUUCGGUGUCACGUGGGCAUGUUGAGCUCAGACAACACGGUCGUGUCCAUCAUCAUCUACAACGGCACGGCCAAGGAGAAGAUGGCCUACGUCAUGAAGGAGAAGGAGCCGACACUGGAGAGGAAAUACGCCGAUGGGACGUUUUUCUUGGCCGGUGGAAUAUCAGGAGACUCCUACCACCCUGCCAGCCUAGAGAUCUUAAUGCUGCGCUACGAGUCAACCUUUGACCAGACCUUCAUCUGUAACGUCACGCUGAUGCUUCGCGGAGCGGACUUUCAGUUUUUGUCAUGGACGGUCGUUAUAAAUAGAACCGGCGGCACCACGCUAGGCACCACGACGACCCCCGGGCCGUUCACUGAGGCUCCCUACAGGGUGGGACCCGUCAAGGAAAAAGAAAUUGAUGCUGAGAGUCUCCCCAUGACGGUACUCAUUGUUAUGCUGGUCUUAAUAUCGAUACUGCUCUUCCUAGCUGUAUUUUUACUACUACAUAGGUAUCGAAGUCGCUGUAUGAGACGUGACGAGGAACUCUACCGACCACCUGCCUACUGUCUGGCACCUGAGCACCACCUGGACUGGACCGACUCCUCCACCAUCAAGAGCAAGGGCUCGGCCCGCACCCUCAACUCCAGGAGUCACUACAGCAUCGCCGCUCACCACAUGCACAUGCCACUGCCGCCAAUACCCCACUCACCUAGGAGAAAUAAGACUUAUCGCACUGAAAUUGCAGCAUACCGCCGUCCCCCCUCUGUGGGCAGUAGCGUCAGGGUGCCCUAUGUCCAGCCCCAGGACGCCAUUGGUCAAGAGUCCAGCGAGGACGGAGAGAUCGCGGCACUCAGUUCCGGAAGUCCAAAAGUCCAUUACAAGUCACCACGUGAUCGGCCCACGCGACAGAACAGCCCGCUCUACGCAUGCGUGCCGGUCAGUUCAACAGACGAGUGAGUGGUGACUGACACGCAUUUACCACACAAAGAAACCCAAGACGCUAAACUAAUUAGAGAUGACGUAAAACCAGUUAAUUAACAAUCCAGGAGGCGGUUGGAUAAUGAUUAGCAUCUGUACAUCGACGGAUAACCCUAGCCUAGCUCUAGUUACGUCUAAACACCAAGUACGCCGGCAGUCUCUACGAGUUCGCCUCACGAAAUCCACUGGUAAAUCUACUGUCUCUAAAAGCUUUCCGUAAAAGCUAAGACGUCAAUUUACUGCUCGUCUGGGAAUUCCCGGAGAGUAAAAAUAACUACAUAAAAACAGUAUCAUCCGUUUUCAUGUGUGGGAAUUCCCAUUUACAAUUCCUUGUUUUGUAAAUAUUAGUAUUGUUAGGAUGGUUUUUUUUUUAUAGUUAAAAAACUGAUUGAAGAAAUUCAAUAUUAACUGUCUAAUUAAUGCCACAAAACUGUCAAAUCAUUAUUUGUGAUUAAUUAGCUUGCUGUUUCAAAUAUGUGAACUCAUAAAACAGACACAAAAACAAACCAACAAACAAGCAAUUAUUAAUGAUAAUCAUCAAAUUCUGCAGACAGUUACAUAUUUCUAAUAAUUAGCAAAGAAAAAAAAAUUACUUGGAUGUAGAAAGUUUUAAUUAAAGUGGAAUUCUUCAGUGAAAGUAGAAUUAUAUUUGUUUUUAGAAUUGACAAACUAAAGUCAACGUCGUGUUUCAACAAUUCAAGGAGGCAAUCUUGACGUCAUUUCUGAAAUACAGAAACAAUGUCUACUGGAAGGAGUGAGUUUAAAAAUAAAAUGUUUUAAAUUCCCGAUAGCUUACAUGACGUCACAUCAGGCAUGUUGACGUCAGUGUUAUUGUUUUUACUGUUACCUACCUAUAACAUGUGUCCUUAUUUGUAAUUUGCAAUGAAAUUGUAACGGGAAUUUUUGUUAUUGUGAUGAUUUUAUUUUGUGAUACUAAAUGGGUAUGAGGAAAAGAAAAUUCAUUUACAUAAUUUUUUUAAACAAUUUUUAAAAUUUUAACACGUUGUUUACUUAAAUGUAGAAGCAUUUAGAAUAGUCCUUGUUUUGUUAUAAAUACGCCGCCCAUGACCUGUGUUUGUAUAAAGAUUUUGAAUGUUUGCAUUUAAUAAUAAUUUUAAGAUAAUACAAGGGAGUUAACUGAUUAAAAUAUUCUCUCAAGUAUAGUUCACGAAUCACCUCCCUUUGACCAGACAUGUUACUAUGUGCAUAAAAGUUUUUUAAAUUUCUUAAUAUUAUACUUUAAAAUUAUUUUUAUUUUAUAAUUUGCUUUAAAUUGCAAUUAAUAAUCUGCUUGAUAUGUUCGUUUAAAAUUAUUUUCGCCAUCAUAUUUUUGUUUUGUUCCACGUAUGUUAGUUUCUCUGCCAUGUGUCAAUCAUUGAAGUCCUUGCAGAAUAGCUUUGAACCCUGACCUACUGUAUUGGUUACCAAUAGGCCAUACACUUUAUUUGCUUUUUGUUUAUUCUAAUAUUACAAAAAAUGACACUUUUCUUAUCGAGCAUUGUUCAUGUCACAGUGUCACAGUUACGGUGUCAUUGUUGUGUCACAACGUCCGUCACCUAACUGCCGUCAAUGGUCAACGC